This is a messenger RNA of Trypanosoma conorhini, 1098 nucleotides long. Its product is annotated as UDP-Gal or UDP-GlcNAc-dependent glycosyltransferase. Gene Ontology annotation, molecular function: hexosyltransferase activity. The transcript has a single exon. The coding region runs from base 1 to 1098 and encodes 365 amino acids. The record is from RefSeq and is a predicted model, not a curated record. Gene Ontology annotation, cellular component: membrane. NCBI's taxonomy places the organism in Eukaryota, Euglenozoa, Kinetoplastea, Trypanosomatida, Trypanosomatidae.
AUGGCCUUAGUUGUUGGCCUCUGCUUCCCCAUGCUGCUGUUUGCGGUGUUUGGCCUCCAACUCCUUGAGGUGAAAGUCGUGCUGGACUUGAAGGGUGCACCGCACACCAACCUUUUCAAGCCGCCGUCUUGUGACGAGGCCGCCCGCGCUGCUGAUGCCGAGGCGCUGCAAUAUGUUCCUCGCGGUGUCGUGGACGCAUGGAAGAGGCAGAACUUUCUCAUUGUGUUUGGCAUUAUUUCGGUGGAUAACGCAUCAAGGCGGCGGCGACGCAACCUGCAGCGGUCGACGUGCUGGCGCUUCCCCGGUGUGGCGACGCGGGCGAAUGAGUUCACCGGUGCGAUGCUAGUGCUGUACGUCCUUGGGCGCCACCCGGCACACGACAACAACUACUCUGCCGCGCUGCUGGAGGAGGCGGCGCGGUGGAACGACGUUCUUACGCCCUCUAUUGAUGAUGGCCGGGUGACGACGAACAAGACCGUCGCCGGCAAUGGCUUUUGGGGUUUGGAGGCUGAGAUUGGCAUGAGCCGCAAGACGUACUUUUGGUAUGAUUUCGCUUUGCGUCAGUUUCCCACCGUCCCGUACCUUGCGAAGGGAGACGACGACAUGUUUCUUCGCGUGCCGCAGUUCCUUGCCGACCUGCGCACACUGCCACUCCGCGGUAUUUACUGGGGCCUCCUUGGAAUUUACAAACCCGGUGUUCGCUUCAGGUUUUCGGCCGGUAUCUGUGUGACGCUGUCGAGGGAUGUUGCGCAGCAGUUUGUCUCCUACAAGCCGCUGCAGCGGCUGGUGCGUCUGCCGUACAGCAGCGAGAGGGAGCCGGAGUUCAUCAGCCUAAACUUGAACCACGAGGAUGCGAUGGUGGGUCGCGUGCUGCACGAGGUACACUACAAGGGCUUGCUGUUCGUGAAGGAGAAGUCGUGCCGCUUUCAUGACGUCCACAGAGGGUUUCAGGUUCGACGCGUCUCCCGUCUUUCCGUUGUUGUGCACCACCUUUGGGAGAGCGAGUAUGAAGUGUUGAUGCGCCGCUUUGGGAAGGAUAUUUCCCCUUCUCCCAAGAAAUACCGGCGCAUGAGGGGAGGGUUUGUUUUUGAUUGUUAA